Copidosoma floridanum is the source of this 2804-nucleotide messenger RNA. Its product is annotated as dynein axonemal intermediate chain 7. The record is from RefSeq and is a predicted model, not a curated record. Lineage: Eukaryota; Metazoa; Arthropoda; Insecta; Hymenoptera; Encyrtidae. Gene Ontology annotation, cellular component: axoneme. Gene Ontology annotation, molecular function: microtubule binding; beta-tubulin binding.
AUGGAAGCGGUGUCGGCAGUCACAUCUCACGCAAACGACGUGGAUUCGCUGCGAAGAGUCACCGAUGCCGGCGAGGCGGAGAAGAAGGAUGGAGAGGGCGAGGCGGCGUCGUCGAUCAGCAUAUCGUCGAGCGUCGAAACGAUGUCGACAAUGACGACGACGACGACUCAGGAGUCGAAGUCUAAGCGACGCAGGGGCAAGAAACACGCCGGAAGACUGGGAGAUAAGGACCUCGGGAAUCAGAAGCUCCUGUCGGAGUACCACGAGUACGAGGAGGAUGGCUCGAGGGACGGCCUCGGCGUGCCCGUCGAGAUGGAUUACUUCGGCCUCAAGCUCGACAAGCUUCGGGAGAUCAUCGAAUCGAGCAAAUCGAAAGCACAAACUAAGGACAAGAAGACAAAAAAGGAAAAGAAGGACAAGAAGUCGAAGAUGAAGGAAAAGGCAGCAGCGGAGACGAAAACGGAGAACGUAGGGGUGACCGAGCUGUUUGAGGAGAAAUCGAAGCUCGUGGAGGAGCUGCAGGCCGAGAUAGAGAACGAGACGAGCAACAUCGAGGCGAGAGCGAGGUUCGAGGGGGAACGGAUGCAGUUGAGGAGAGGCCAAUUGAAAAAAACCUCGAGUCACGUGGCCGCUCGGAGGGACGCUUUUACGGACUACGCGCUCGAGUGCUCGAAACAGGAGGAGUGGUCCUACUACAUGAGCUGCGACGGCUUGCCAGAUGCAUCGGUUCUCCCGGAAUUGAAUGCGUUUCUCUUCCUGUGGUCUCUCGACGACUCGGCAGCCAGCAUGGAAACCCUGCCAAGACAAUGCGAAAUUGUUACAUACCUGAUUAGGCGAAUGGACGACAUCAUAGCAUCUGCCAGGGAAACGGCGUCAAACUACCUGGAGAACUGUAAACAGAUACGGCAAAAGUUUCGAGACAAGUUGGCAAAGUGGAUCGACAUGGCGAGUUACUGUUUGCUCCGGGAAAUCGAGAGAAACACAGUAAGGAUUGAUUUGAGGAAUGCCAAGUACGUGCGGCAAUUAGCUCCGCUCGUCUGCUGCUUUUGGGCUCUGAUAAGGCUACCGAUCAGCAUGAAACAGAUCAGCGAAAAGGACAAAAAGGCCGUGGAAGUGUCAUUCGAGGAGGUCGAGUUGUCGGUGAAGAUGCCCAUCGACCUCGACUGCUACUGCACCGCCAUUCGUGUUCUCUGGCUCGGCUACGACUACUACUCCGACCUCACCGACUCAUUUGCCAUGCCCCAUCUUCCAGAGGAGCUUCGCCCGGAUACGGAUCUGCUGGAGUUUUGCCAGCGCGAGCUCAACACGGUGAACGGCAUCCAGGACGAGCAGCGCGACGAGAGGGAGCGACGGAGGGAAGAAAAGCGCGCCCAGAUCGAGCGGCUGUUGAAUCCAUCGGCUACUGCGACAAAAGCCGGUGCCGGUGGGAAGGCGAAGAAGGCCAAAAAGCCACAGACCAAGGACAAACAGGACGACCCGAAGGAGCACGGGAUCGAGGCCUUGCCCUACUUACCCUCACCCGAGGAGAUAGUCCUGCAGCGAGAAGAUGACAUCAGAAAGGAAACGAGGCGGUUGCUGUUCACGAGGUGCAAAAAGACGGAGAUAAAUCUGCGCAAGUACACGAUCCUCGGCGGACUCUACCAGAUCGAUCUGAUAGGCCAGCCACCCCAGCCGAAGGACAUGAGCCGCGACACCUUCCUCACGACUCUGCAGUUGCCAAAGGAGCUCGAGUUCGUAAAGUUCUGGAGGCCGUACAAGGCGCCGCCCCCAGCUCCAGAUGCCGAGCGCACCCCGGAAGUCAUCGAGGCGGAGAUUAAAGCGCUCGAGGCUGCGAUGGAGCUCCUCGUCCUCGUCACUCUCAAGCUGCCCAGCUCGGUGAUAUGGUUCGAGCCGCCGCUCGUCGCCCACUGGCUACCGGAGCAACGGCUCUGGUCGACCGAGGACGUCCACGACAUCAAGUACAACGAGGAGAAGCAGAUCAUCACGUUUCGCACGGGCAGGCUGGGCGUGCACGCCCUCGCGGGCUACCGAUUCGUCAACCUGCCCUUCCAGAGUUGGGAACUCAAGCCGGAGAAGGGCGGUACCGGCGUCCUCCUCGGUCUCACGGGCUCCAUCGUCCAGCUCGAGUUUCUCCUCAGGGAGGACUUGGCCAGCUUGCACUGGGUGGCUGGUGGGGCCUUGACUGCCCUGCGGGAGCUAAUGGGCCAGUUCAUGAGGCUCGACCUGCUCGUCAAGAAAAUGCGAGCAGCCGGCUGUGAUGUCUUUCCCGAGGCCGACGCCGCCAGUUACCUCAAGGGUAUAGCAUUGAAGCACUCGGUCACGUUGGGCCACCUGCAGACCUGCAUGGGACUGCUGGCCACGAGCUACGUCUUUUCGUGGUCCAGGUGGAACGCGACGCGAGGCCCCAGAGAAAUCGUCAUGCAGAUCAAGGAGGUGCACGGCUGCGUCGCCAAGGAGAGGAUAACGGCGAUAAUGCUGGUAACUCCGGCGUCUACGUCGAUUGUUAAUUGCUUCGAGGUCAGUCCGGAAUUCACGACCGAGCCGGCCAAUGCGAACGACAGGUUCUACGCCGACGUUUACCACUAUGCUCUUCACAAUGCCGGUGUGAAGAGUCGACUGACCAUGAAAAACACAUCUUUCAAGCUGUCCACGGUAGUGACGAGUCUCUUGGAAGCUACGAAUGUUAUAAACAUGUCCGUCUAGUGACACCGCGGUUGCUGGAAAAUAAAGCUCAAAACAUUCCUAAAGUGUGAUUAUUUUGUGAUCAAUAAAACAACUUUUUCUUUUUGUUAUAACUAUUGUAA